This is a messenger RNA of Trichechus manatus latirostris (Florida manatee), 597 nucleotides long. It is a transcript of the gene TRIQK, whose product is annotated as triple QxxK/R motif containing. NCBI's taxonomy places the organism in Eukaryota, Metazoa, Chordata, Mammalia, Sirenia, Trichechidae. The record is from RefSeq and is a predicted model, not a curated record. The transcript has 5 exons. Gene Ontology annotation, cellular component: endoplasmic reticulum membrane. The coding region runs from base 318 to 578 and encodes 86 amino acids.
UCCGCCUUUUGGGAGUAGGAGUGUGCGGCUGACGCGUCCCGCCCCCGCCUCUGAGUGACAGGACCGUGGACAGCAACAUUUCCAACUGGACACGAAGUUUGUCGGCCCUUGCCUUGGCUGAGCUGAGUAAGAAAAAGCAACCAAGAGUAUUAUUUUUGGUAUCUGUAAUUGAACUUGCUAGGAAUGCGAGCACAGCAGACAUCCAGAACUCUGUAAAGACCUUGCCUUUGGAAACAUCUUACCCCUUGGCAGCCCUCCAGAGUUCAGACUUGGCAGCAUCAAGGACACAACGCAAGCAGGCAUUUUGGAGAUCAAAGAUGGGUAGAAAAGAUGCCUCUACUGUAAAGCUUCCUGUUGAUCAGUACAGAAAACAGAUUGGUAAACAGGAUUAUAAAAAAACCAAACCUAUUUUACGAGCAACCAAAUUAAAAGCAGAAGCAAAGAAAACAGCAAUAGGCAUAAAGGAAGUUGGCCUCGUUCUUGCAGCUAUAUGGGCUCUCCUGCUGGCUUUCUAUGCUUUCUUUUAUCUCAGACUGUCCAUGGAUGUUGAUCCUGAUCUGGAACGAGAUGAAGAUUAGCAGUGCAGCAAGCAAUACA